Prunus armeniaca (apricot) is the source of this 1617-nucleotide messenger RNA. The record is from the annotation of a GenBank genome assembly. Lineage: Eukaryota; Viridiplantae; Streptophyta; Magnoliopsida; Rosales; Rosaceae.
AUGGCGACUUCACAUCUCAAGAUUGACGGUAUUCUCGGUCUUAUCACGAUCCGGUUGAAGGAUGAUAACUUCUUGAAGUGGCGAUAUCAACUUGAGUCAGUUCUGGACGGAUACGAUCUCUUUGGCCAUUUUGACGGCUCAAACAUUACACCUCCAAAAUUCGCAAUUUUGGAUGAGGAAGGUGUCACCUCUAAACUCACUGCAGCCUACAAGGACUGGUUGCAGGUCGACAAAGCACUUCUUAGCUUGUUGAUCGCCAUGCUUUCUGAUGAUGCGCUCAAAUAUGUCAUCGGUUGCAAGACGGCGCAUGAUGCCUGGAUGAAUUUGACGGAUCGAUAUGCCACAGUCUCUCAUGCUCGUAUCAAUCAUCUCAAAACUGAGCUUCAGACUCCACAGAAAGGCUCUGACUCAAUUGAGAAGUUCUUGCUUCGCCUUAAGCACAUUCGCGAUCACCUUGCUAUUGCAGGUGUUUUGGUGUUCGACAAUGAUAUGAUGAUUGCAGCCUUGAAUGGCCUUCCUUCUGAGUAUGAUAUGAUUAGGACAGUCCUGGUUGCUAGUGACACUUCGCUUUCCUUCAAAAACUUUCGCAAUCAAUUGUUGGCGGCUGAACAAGCUGCAGAGGCACGCGUGCUUUCUUCUCAUGCACCUAUGGUUGGCAUGCUAAGUCAUUCCUCUUCUUCUGGUUCUUCCCAUGCCUUCUCUGGUUCUGGUCAUGGUGACGGUCUCCUUCCAACUCCUCCAAUGCCUCUUACUGCCUAUAUGAGUUCGCAGCUUUUUGGUCGAUCUUUUCCUCAUGCUUCUGGUGGCCGAGGAAAAUUCUCUGGUUCUAAACCUUUUGGCCGUGGUUUUCAAGGCAGGUUUCAAGGUCCUCCUAAGUCUGGUGGUGGUGUUGUUCCUGAGUGUCAAAUCUGCAGCAAGCGAGGUCACACUGCGGUUAAUUGCUAUUUUCUCAAUUCGACUACCGCUUUUCUCGGGUCCUCUUCCACAAUUGAAUGUCAGAUUUGUGGCAAAAAGGACCAUGGGGCUCUAGAUUGUUACCAUCGCUCCAACUAUGUUUAUCAAGGUUCUCCACCACCUGCCUCCAUCACUGCCAUGGCAGCUCAGACUUAUUUCUCUCCUGAUGCUGUCUGGAUUGCAGAUAGUGGGGCAUGUCAUCACACGGUGCCUCAUAUGACUACAAUGGACUCUGCUUCGCCUUGCACCUUCUCCGAUCAAGUCAGAGUGGGAAAUGGGGAAGGUUUGCGCAUUGAUCAUAUUGGUUCAGCUUAUAUUCCCACUGCAACUUCUUCUCUAUCUUUAUCUUCAGUUUUUCAUGUGCCUCAGCUUACGGCCAAUCUCUUUUAUGUGUAUCACUUAUGCCGGGAUAAUAAUUGCCGUAUGAUUUUUGAUCAAUUUGGAUUUUCUAUACAGGACAAAGUCACCAACAGGGUUCUGUUCCACGGCAAGAGUGAUCAUGGCUUGUAUCCUAUCCCAUGCUCUGUCCCUGUUUCAACUCAUGUAGACAAUAAGCAGCCAAAGAUGGCUUUUGUUGGACAACAAAUUCAUUCCUCGUUGUGGCAUAAACGAUUGGGUCAUCCUACGAAUGAGGUUGUUCAACUCAUGCUUAAGGAAGCAUAG